AUGGUUCCGUGAAAAUACAGACCAAGAAGCUUUUUGAUUUUUUUUUCAACCUGUGUCAAGAAUUUGUUUGAUAAUCCCUUGGGCAUCUUUCUUCAGAGUGACACAAUCUUUUUGCUCUGACUGAGACAUUUCCAGAACAAAAAAGCUUGUACAAGAAUUCUUAAUUUGCCUGAGUUUAUUUUCUCACUCUUUCAAAUGCCUAAGAACAGCAAGGCGGUUAAAAGAGAACUAGAUGAUGAGGUCAUCGAAUCCGUUAAAGAUCUUCUUUCUAAUGAAGACUCUGCAGAUGAUGCUUUUAAGAAGAGUGAACUGAUGGUUGACGAUCAAGAAGACAAAGAUGUAGAUGCUGAAGAGGGAUCUGAUGCAGAGGAUGAAAGACCAGCUUGGAACAACAAACUACAAUACAUUUUAGCACAGGUUGGAUUUUCUGUAGGUUUAGGGAAUGUGUGGAGAUUUCCAUACUUAUGUCAGAAGAAUGGAGGAGGUGCUUAUCUUGUGCCAUAUUUAAUACUGCUACUGAUAGUAGGAAUUCCCCUAUUUUUCCUGGAACUUUCUGUGGGUCAAAGAAUACGUCGUGGAAGCAUUGGAGUAUGGAAUUACAUAACCCCUAAACUGGGUGGAAUUGGAUUUGCGAGUUGUGUCGUAUGUUUCUUUGUGGCUCUUUACUACAAUGUCAUCAUUGGAUGGAGUUUGUUCUAUUUUUCACAGUCUUUUCAACAUCCUCUACCUUGGGAUCAGUGCCCUCUGGUGAAAAAUGCUUCUCAUACUUUUGUGGAGCCUGAAUGUGAGAAAAGUUCUGCAACCACCUAUUACUGGUAUAGAGAAGCACUGAAUAUUUCUGAUUCCAUCUCAGAAAGCGGAGGACUAAAUUGGAAAAUGACAAUUUGCUUAUUGGCUGCUUGGGUAAUGGUUUGUUUGGCAAUGAUCAAAGGCAUCCAGUCUUCAGGCAAGAUCAUGUAUUUUAGUUCACUUUUUCCAUAUGUGGUACUUAUAUGUUUCCUCAUCAGAGCUCUGUUUUUAAAUGGUUCCAUAGAUGGCAUUCGUCAUAUGUUUACCCCUAAGCUUGAAAUAAUGCUGGAACCCAAGGUCUGGAGAGAAGCCGCUACUCAGGUGUUCUUUGCCUUAGGGCUUGGAUUUGGUGGAGUCAUUGCCUUUUCAAGCUACAACAAGAGAGACAACAACUGCCAUUUCGAUGCUGUCCUGGUGUCCUUUAUCAAUUUUUUCACUUCUGUCCUGGCAACUUUGGUGGUGUUUGCUGUUCUGGGCUUUAAAGCAAAUAUCAUAAAUGAAAAAUGCAUUACCCAAAACUCAGAGAAGAUUUUAAGGCUUUUGAAAGUGGGCAAUAUUAGCCAUGAUAUCAUCCCCCAUCAUGUCAAUUUUUCAGAUAUUACUGCCAAGGAUUACCAUUUAGUUUACGGCAUAAUUCAAAAUAUCAAAGAUGAGGAAUUUUCUGCUCUUGGUCUUAAAUCUUGUCAAAUUGAAGAUGAGCUUAAUAAGGCUGUUCAGGGUACUGGUUUGGCAUUUAUUGCCUUUACAGAAGCAAUGACACAUUUUCCAGCUUCACCCUUCUGGUCGGUCAUGUUCUUCCUCAUGCUGGUAAAUUUAGGACUCGGCAGCAUGUUUGGAACCAUUGAAGGAAUCACCACUCCUAUCGUUGAUACUUUCAAAGUGAGAAAAGAAAUUUUGACUGUUGUCUGUUGUCUUCUGGCAUUUUUUAUUGGCCUGAUAUUUGUGCAGCGGUCUGGAAAUUACUUUGUUACUAUGUUUGAUGACUAUUCUGCUACCUUGCCCCUGUUAAUUGUAGUCAUCUUAGAGAAUAUUGCCAUAGCACGUGUUUAUGGCAUUGACAAGUUUAUGGAAGACUUAAAGGAUAUGCUGGGCUUUUCUCCAAAUAAAUAUUAUUAUUACAUGUGGAAAUAUGUUUCUCCACUAGUGUUGUUAUCCCUACUUGUGGCUAGCGUUGUCCAAAUGGGAUUAAGUCCUCCUGGCUAUAAUGCAUGGAUUGAAGAUAAGGCUGCUGAGGAAUUUCUGAACUAUCCUACAUGGGGAAUGGUAGUGUGUAUAUCUCUAAUGGUGUUGGCAAUACUUCCUGUUCCUACUGUCUUCUUAGUUCGCCGCUGCAACCUUAUAGAUGACAGUUCAGGAAGUUUAGCAGCUGUGUCCUACAAGAGAGGACGCAUCAUAAAGGAGCCCUUAAAUUUAGAAGGUGAUGAUGCAAGUCUUAUCCAUGGGAAGAUACCAAGCGAGAUGCCUUCUCCGAAUUUUGGUAAAAAUAUUUACCGAAAGCAGAGCGGUUCCCCAAGUCUUGAUACUGCUCCCAAUGGACGCUAUGGAAUAGGGUACCUAAUGGCGGAUAUGCCCGAUAUGCCAGAAUCUGAUUUAUAGCUGAAGACAAGUCAUUUGCUUUUAUUUGUAUCACUGAACAUUGGCUCUCCUAAGAGAAGCAAUAAGCUUCACUUUCUAGAGUGCGAUCUCAGGUGUUCCAUUUCUUUAAGAUCUUUAAUGGUAAUGGUAGAAAAAUAUACAUUCAACUCAGACAUUCCCUUUGGAAUCUUUGGUUUACAUUUGCACUGAAGGGAUUACAAAUAAGUCCUUACAAUGACCUAGGUCUUUCAUCUUUGCCAGGAUUUUUUUUAAUUCUCUCUGAGAGUGUUUUAAAAUAUUUAUAUCUCUAAAAAAAACAGGUGUUACCUCAGUUUGUAAUGACUUCAGAAUAUAAGAUUAUCAACAGUUCACGAAAGGUAUAUUGUAAAGGUCAUCAUAUUGCCUUCAGGGUAACUUCCCAGUAUUAAAAAAUGAGCUCAAGCAGUUCAAACAAUCUGUGCACUUCUGCACAGUUAUACAUAAAUGUUAUGUAGAUAAGUUGUACUUAAUUUUGUUAGCGAUGAUAUUUUAGGCAGUCUAGCUGAAGAAACCUGCAAAAUAUUUUCUUAUGUAAUAGCUGUAUAGAGAAAUAGAAUCAGAAGGGCAAGAUUGGCAUUAAUGAUGAGUGUGGGAGAGAUUCCUCAGUGACUUGGGACUAUAUAAAUUGAAGCUGUACAUUUUGUGUAAAAUAUUUGCUUUUUCAGUGUGAAAAUGAUGAUAUAAGAGUGAGUCACUCAACACUCUUAAGAAUUAUGCAGAUUCUGCAUUUUUCUAUGCUGUGUGCCUAAAAAUCUUCUCGAUAUUUAUUGUGGUUCCAAAUUUACAUAUAGUAUAUUUAUAUAAUAUACUUGUAAAUAUGUACAUUAAUACUCCAUGUACUGGUUUAAAACCCUGAAAUUAGAUGGCUUUUUUAGUCUCUUUGUUGCUUCUGUUUUAUGCAUAAACUAUCUUUUUUUUGUUGGUAAUUGUUAAU
Tachyglossus aculeatus (Australian echidna) is the source of this 3337-nucleotide messenger RNA. It is a transcript of the gene SLC6A15, whose product is annotated as solute carrier family 6 member 15. Gene Ontology annotation, biological process: L-leucine transport; sodium ion transmembrane transport. The transcript has 11 exons. Bases 196 to 2385 code for a protein of 729 amino acids. Gene Ontology annotation, molecular function: proline:sodium symporter activity. The record is from RefSeq and is a predicted model, not a curated record. Gene Ontology annotation, cellular component: plasma membrane. NCBI's taxonomy places the organism in Eukaryota, Metazoa, Chordata, Mammalia, Monotremata, Tachyglossidae.